This is a messenger RNA of Musca vetustissima, 1263 nucleotides long. RefSeq names its product lipase 3-like. NCBI's taxonomy places the organism in Eukaryota, Metazoa, Arthropoda, Insecta, Diptera, Muscidae. Gene Ontology annotation, molecular function: hydrolase activity, acting on ester bonds. The coding region runs from base 1 to 1263 and encodes 420 amino acids. Gene Ontology annotation, biological process: lipid metabolic process. The record is from RefSeq and is a predicted model, not a curated record. The transcript has 3 exons.
AUGAGGACCUACCUGUGGAUUGCAUUGCUGCUAGCAAUAGCCGGUACUACUUGGGCUCAGCCCCCUCUGGAAUUAAUUAGAUAUUUACAAAAUCCUGAACCACAAAUUACGCUAAGGCCCAAGAUUACUACGGUAUGGAUGCUUAUCCAGGCCGAUCGCAUUGCCUCCCAUGGCUAUCCCGUGGAAACGCAUGAAGUGACCACCGAGGAUGGUUAUGUCGUUACCCUCUUCCGUAUACCCUAUUCCCAUAAGCUGCAAAAUCAAAACGAAUAUCGACCCAUUGUUCUGAUACAACACGGGCUGUUUAGCUGUUCGGAUGCCUGGAUGAGUGUGGGACCCAAUGAUGGUAUUGGUUUCAAUUUAGCCGAUGCCGGCUAUGAUGUUUGGUUCGGCAAUGCUCGUGGCAAUACCUACAGUCGUAAGCAUAUUUCCCGAUCCACAAAUCAUCCCUAUUUUUGGCGUUUUAGUUGGCAUGAAAUUGCCAAUUAUGAUAUUACUGCCAUGAUUGAUUAUGCCUUGGCCACUAAUGGUCAGGGUCAAAAGGCCAUACAUUAUGUGGGUCAUUCACAGGGUACCACGGUGUUCUUUGCUUUGAUGUCAUCGCAACCGGAAUAUAAUGCCAAAAUUAAGACGGCUCAUAUGUUGGCCCCUGUGGCCUUUAUGAGUAACAUGUCCGAUAAGUUGGUCAGGACAUUGGCUCCCUAUUUCGGUCAUCACAAUACCUAUUCCGCAUUCUUUGAUAAUCAGGAGUUUGUACCACAUAAUGAUUUGUUUUCGAAAUUGCUCUACAAUGCCUGUGCUCCACACUCGAAGUUGCAUGGCUUGUGUACUAGUAUAGCCUAUAUGGUUGAGGGCCCCGAGAACAAUGUUAAUAUGACUGCUUUGCCAAUUAUGAUAGAAAGCCAUCCGGCUGGGGCCUCCACCAACCAAAUUUGCCAUUAUAUGCAGGAACAACAAUCCGGUUGUUUCUGUUUGUAUGACCAUGGUCCAAAGAAGAAUAUGGAGCUGUAUGGCCAGGAUACACCUCCAGAUUAUCCAUUGGAGAAAAUCACCUCUGAGGUCCAUUUGUGGUAUAGUGACAAUGAUUCUAUGGCUGCCGUUGAAGAUGUUGAACGUUUGGCAGCCAAGCUGCCCAAUCGUAUUAUGCAUCAUAUGGAGGAUCCGACAUGGGCUCAUGGUGAUUUCGCCCUGCAUAAGAGAGUUAAGGCGGAGAUUAAUGAUCCCAUUUUGGAAAUUAUGAAUAAAUAUGAAAAGAAUAUGUAA